Messenger RNA from Nematostella vectensis (starlet sea anemone), 690 nucleotides. Its product is annotated as transmembrane protein 208. Gene Ontology annotation, biological process: vacuolar protein processing. Bases 63 to 557 code for a protein of 164 amino acids. Gene Ontology annotation, cellular component: intracellular membrane-bounded organelle. The transcript has 6 exons. The record is from RefSeq and is a predicted model, not a curated record. NCBI's taxonomy places the organism in Eukaryota, Metazoa, Cnidaria, Anthozoa, Actiniaria, Edwardsiidae.
UUUGGGCUUCCUGUGUACCUUGGACCGAGGAUGAUUUCGGACUGGUAUCCAAAAAAAACAAGAUGGCUCCGCCUACGAAAGGAAAACAAGCCACAAAAGGACAAAAACAAAUCAAAGAAGAGAAUGAUAAAACAGUUGACUUCUAUUCCAAAUUGAUGAUUAGUAUCCAUGUCACCCAUUUAGUGUUCAGAUUCUCAUUUUUCGCCUUCUCCGUUUCCUGGUUAACAUGGUUGGUUUUUAUAUUGACAUCCCUUCUGUACCUGGGCUGUUACAAGUUCAUGCAUUACUUGGCUCGUGAAGGCAUGGACCUUAACGCAGAUUCUGGAACCUCAGAGCAUAUUAAAGAUUUAAUAUUACUGACAGUGAUAGUCCAAGGACUGGCCAUUUUUACAGACUAUUUCUGGUUCUUCUGGUUACUGGCUCCUCUUCGGGCCGUUUACAUACUUUGGGUCAACAUACUUGGGCCUUGGAUCUUUGCUGAGCCUCCAGAAUCUGACAUGGACCCCAAGAAGCAAAGAAAAAUGGAAAGAAAAAUGAAACGAGCUGGGAUGAUGUAAAAAAAUGUUUUAUUCUCAAAUGCGGUGAUCUCUUCUCACGCUCUACGCUCUUGAUCCCAGAAGAUGCAAGUUCACAUUAUUCAUGAUGUAUAUUUACAUUAAACAUCUCAUCAAUAAAAUAUUGACAAUCAAA